AUGUCGUAUGUGACCACUACAAAGAUUGAAGGUGAAUUUGAUCUUGAAAUUGAGGAGGACGAUGUCACGUCUGAAGUCCAAUUCUGGGAAAAUACCCUAAUUCUUUAUGGAAUGGGGGAAGACCUCAGUAUGACUGCGGUGAAGAACUUCAUGGUGAAGUCCUGGAGUUUUGAGACGCUGCCUGAUAUGUAUUACCACGAGGAUGGCUAUUUCCUUCUGCGAUUCAAGAGCCAUGAAGAUAUGGAUGGUGUUAUGAUGAAGGGGCCGUAUACGCUCCGUAACAUUCCCAUUAUCCUGAAGGAGUGGCGGCCGAAUUACAAUGUAAAAGAUUAUAUGCUUCGUACUCUCCCUAUUUGGGUUAAGCUCCCCAAACUUCCACUUCAUCUAUGGGGGGCUAGAAGCUUGAAUAAAAUUGGAAGCACGAUAGGGGUCCCUCUGGUCACUGAUGAGUGUACGGCUCAUAAGCUACGAGUCUCAUAUGCAAGGAUUUUGGUGGAGGUCGACAUCACUCGGAAGCUAGCUGAUGAAAUCACCAUUAAAGAUCCUGAAGGAAGGUUGCUGAAACAGGGAAUUGAGUAUGAGUGGCGUCCGAAAUUCUGUGAUAAGUGCCAAAGGGUGGGACAUCAAUGUGGAAUGGAGCCAAAGAAGAAAGUUUGGAGACCUAAACCCCCGAAUCUAGAGCCAGAUCCAGUACCUGUUAUAUGCACCCCUAAAGAAGACAAGGAUAAGGAGACAGUAGUGGAGCAAGCUUGGACUAUGGUCAAUAAGGCUACAGGUGAUAGAGGCCAGAAGAGAAUCAUGUAUGUUGAGGCUUCUACCUCUGUACCUGUCCCUUGCAAGCUUAGGGAGAUUAGUUCCCGUCUCCGUGAGCUUAGGCCUGACAUAUGCAUUUUGCUUGAAACUCGAGUGAAAAGUGAUAAAGCUUGCAGCAUUAGAAAUAAAAUCAACCUUGGUGGCAGGUUUGUAGAUAAUUACUCGCAUCACAGUAACGAGAGAAUUUGGAUACAUUGGAAUGAAGGCAUGGUUGACAUAAGAGUUAUGAAUAGCAGCAGCCAGCACAUUCAUUGUGGGGUUUACGAUACGCAUGGAAAUUUUCGGUAUUGGCUUACGGCAAUAUACGCUCUGAAUCAUUUGGAAGGGCGCAUGAGAUUAUGGGAUGGUAUUGCUAACAUUCACAGAACUCAACAGGGUCCGUGGUGUGUGGUUGGAGAUUAUAACAACGUCCUCACCACUCAGGAUCGUAUGGGAGGUAACUUGGUUACAGAGGCUGAAUACGAGGACCUGCAUAACAUGAUGAAUAGUACUGGUCUAGGGGAUAUGGAUAGUUGCGGUGAUUUCUUCACAUGGUUCAACAAUCAAAUAAGAAAUCCUAUUUACUCUAGGAUUGAUAGACUGCUUGCUAAUGUGGAGUGGUUCCAUCUGUAUAGUGAGGCAACUCUAAACAUUCUUCCUUCAAGCGUCUCGGAUCAUGCACUUCUUCAUGUUUCUUUGGCUAAAACUCGAUCACUUCCUAAAUUGUUUCGAUUCAGUAAUCAUCUGGUGGCAAUUGAGGGAUUUGAAAGGGUUGUGAGGGAAAGGUGGCUGAAACCUGCUAGAGGGAGGCCUAUGCAGGUACUUUGGCACAAACUACAACGUCUCAAGGCUGCACUGGGAGUCUUACGAAAACCGUUCAAUGAUAUUAGACUCAAUCUUGAAAAAUGCAGAACUGCGCUCCAGAAUGCUCAGGCUAGCCUCCAGCACGAUAGAACUAAUUGUAUUAUCAUUGAGAGGGUAAAAAAUCUUACUGUGGAAGUGGUUAAAUGGAACACUAGGGAGGAACAAAUUCUGCAGCAACGCUAA
Molecule: messenger RNA, 1839 nt
Organism: Vicia villosa (hairy vetch)
Lineage: Eukaryota; Viridiplantae; Streptophyta; Magnoliopsida; Fabales; Fabaceae
Exons: 2
Coding region: 1-1839 (612 amino acids)
Molecular function (GO): catalytic activity
Source: RefSeq, a predicted model, not a curated record